AAAGGAGAUUUGGACAAAGUGAAAACCCACAACUAUUGCCACAGAGAUUUCCUGCAGCACUGCGAUGUCUCCAAGUCUUCUGGCUCUCUGCCUGCUGGUUUGUACCCUCUCUGGCUUAAAUGCGUACCCAGUCAAGCCCGCUAGUCCUCGGGAAGGAGCAGCACCUGAGGAACUCGCCAAGUACUACUCAGCCCUGAGGCACUACAUCAAUCUCAUUACGAGGCAGAGGUAUGGGAAAAGGGACAGUCCAGACACGGUCUUCUCAGACGUGCUUGUGAAAGAGAGCACAGAGAGCAUUCCAGGGUCCAGCUAUAUCAGAUACGAGGGGCUGCCAGGAUGGUGA
Molecule: messenger RNA, 343 nt
Organism: Nematolebias whitei (Rio pearlfish)
Lineage: Eukaryota; Metazoa; Chordata; Actinopteri; Cyprinodontiformes; Rivulidae
Product: peptide YY-like
Exons: 4
Coding region: 65-343 (92 amino acids)
Biological process (GO): neuropeptide signaling pathway; feeding behavior
Cellular component (GO): extracellular region
Molecular function (GO): neuropeptide Y receptor binding; neuropeptide hormone activity
Source: RefSeq, a predicted model, not a curated record